UCUUCGUGCCCUGCUCAGUCACAGUCACAGUCACAGUCACAUUCCAGGUGAGGUCUCAUUCAACAUGGUUCUAAACUGGGCUUUUGUGUCCUUGAUUCUGAGCAUUGUGUCGUUAAUUUUUUUGCAGCCUGCAUACGGAGCCGGAUAUUGUGACGGUAAAGCAGAUGGAAACUAUCGAGAUCCCGAUAAUUGUUAUGGAUAUAUAGCUUGCUCCAAUCAAAUCGUGUACAAAAUGAGCUGCAGUUCCGGCCUCAAAUACAACGAGAAAUUAGACCAGUGUGAUUGGCCAGAAAAUGUGCAAUGCAGUCCUGUUGACGGUGGCUGGUCUGACUGGAGUGCUUGGGGUCCAUGCACUGUUACCUGUGGCGGUGGAACUCAAGCACGAAAUCGCAGCUGCACCAACCCCCCUCCUUCCAAUGGUGGUAAGAAAUGCACUGGACCUGACACAGAGACCCAGCAAUGCCGAACUAUGAUUUGUCCGUUUGACUGUACAGAAAAACCAGAUGGAAAUUACAAAGAUCCCAACAACUGCUAUGGGUUCAUUGCCUGUUCCAAUGGCAUAGCGCACCAGAUGAAUUGCCCGCAUGAUCUCAAGUAUAACGAGAAAAAAGAUAUAUGCGAUUGGCCUGAAAAUGUCACCUGCUAAAUGUGAUUUACUUGUUAGUAAUACUGACCCAGUCAUGUGGAAAAUUUCCAAAUAGCUCCUGAGUUAAACUAUGUAAUGAUCUGA
Pocillopora verrucosa is the source of this 730-nucleotide messenger RNA. RefSeq names its product probable endochitinase. The record is from RefSeq and is a predicted model, not a curated record. Gene Ontology annotation, molecular function: chitin binding. Lineage: Eukaryota; Metazoa; Cnidaria; Anthozoa; Scleractinia; Pocilloporidae. Gene Ontology annotation, cellular component: extracellular region.